AUGGAAUGUAUUGAUAGUUUAGCUUUGGCCAUCAAUUCUUUCCCCGGAGGCAUGAUAUUAGUAUCUCACGAUUUUAGAUUAAUCUCUCAAGUUGCAAAAGAAAUUUGGGUUUGUGAUAAUAAAACUAUUACUAAAUGGCCACUUGAAAUCACAAGCUACAAUAAUUACUUUAAGGUUCAAAUGAGAGAUCUUACAAAGCAAUCUUCAUUAGCAUCAUUAAAAAAAUAA
Dictyostelium discoideum AX4 is the source of this 228-nucleotide messenger RNA. RefSeq lists its product as hypothetical. The transcript has a single exon. NCBI's taxonomy places the organism in Eukaryota, Evosea, Eumycetozoa, Dictyosteliales, Dictyosteliaceae. The record is from RefSeq and is a predicted model, not a curated record. Bases 1 to 228 code for a protein of 75 amino acids.